Messenger RNA from Wasmannia auropunctata (little fire ant), 2418 nucleotides. RefSeq names its product probable asparagine--tRNA ligase, mitochondrial (gene AsnRS-m). NCBI's taxonomy places the organism in Eukaryota, Metazoa, Arthropoda, Insecta, Hymenoptera, Formicidae. The transcript is spliced from 5 exons. Gene Ontology annotation, biological process: asparaginyl-tRNA aminoacylation. The coding region runs from base 65 to 1489 and encodes 474 amino acids. The record is from RefSeq and is a predicted model, not a curated record. Gene Ontology annotation, cellular component: mitochondrion. Gene Ontology annotation, molecular function: ATP binding; asparagine-tRNA ligase activity; nucleic acid binding.
GUAUUUUUUUUUUCCUUGGGGGACACAAACUCGCGCUGGAACGUCGACCGUCGAACCCGCGGAAAUGCUCGUGCGGCACAUUCGGAGGCUGCACCCGCUUAAGGCGGACAUCGUCAAGUGCGGUGCGCACAAAUGCACGUCAAUUUUAGAUACUACGUCGAAAGAGGCGAUUGGGAAGCCUGCCAAAGUACAGGGAUGGGUGCGCGCGCUGCGCAAGAUGAAGGAUAACGUCUUUGUUGACAUUUCCGACGGAUCGACGUGCGAGACGUUGCAAGUGGUCGUGCCGAGGGCGAUCAAGCCGGACGACCUGCGUUACGGGAGUAGCGUCAGCGUGGAGGGCGAGCUGGUGCCGGCGCCCGACGACGACGGCGGCGGCAGGGCCGAGCUGCGCGCCGCCGUGGUACGCGUGAUCGGCACGUGCAACGUCACCGAGGACGGGUAUCCAUUCGCGCCGAGAAAGCGCUACGAUGCGGACUAUGUCAGGCAGUACUUGCACCUGCGGCCGAGAACGCGCGGUUUCGCCGGCCUGCUGAGGCUGCGCGAUCUCGCCGCCGCGCUGAUCGCCGAGCACCUGAGGGACCGGGGCUUCCUGAGCGUGCACACGCCGAUGUUGACGUCCAACGACUGCGAGGGCGCGGGCGAGGUGUUCGUCGUCAGGCCGCAGUCCAGAGAGACCCUGGAGAGCAUGAGGAGGGAGGGUCGGUCCGAGGACGAGACCUACUUCGACACCACCGCCUACCUCACUGUCUCCGGGCAGUUGCAUCUCGAGGCGGUAGCAAGAGCCCUCACAAAGGUGUACACCUUCGGACCCACGUUCAGGGCAGAGAAUUCAAAGUCGAGAUUGCAUUUAUCAGAGUUUUACAUGUUAGAGGCGGAGGUGGCGUUUGUCGCGGGCGUCGAGGAACUGCUGGAGGAGGUCGAGCUUCUGGUGAAGCGGGUCACCGAGCGACUGAUCGAGAGGGGCGCCUCGGAGCUGCGUGCGAUCGACGCCCCGCAAACGCAGUGGCUGAACAGAUCGUUCGCGCGUUUGACGUACGAGGAUGCGUUCAGCGUGCUGAAUGAUCACGCGAGUCGAUUGCAACGACCCGCCAAGUACGGCGAGGCGUUCUCGAAAGAGCACGAACUGUUCUUGGUACGACACAACGACGGGGUGCCGGUGUUCGUUGUUAACUGGCCGAAGGCCAUUAAGCCAUUUUACAUGAAAGAAUGCGCGGACGAUGCAUCCAAGGUAGCGGCACUGGACCUGCUAGUGCCGGAUGUGGGUGAAUUGGUGGGCGGCAGUAUGCGCGAGGAUGAUUACGGGAAGUUAGAGCUGAAGCUGCCACCCACGGGGAAUCUCUCGUGGUAUUUAGAUUUACGUAAAUAUGGGAAUGUGCCAACAGGUGGCUUCGGAAUGGGCUUCGACAGAUACUUGCAAUGCGUCUUGGGAAUCGGCAAUAUUAAGGACACCGUGCCCUUCCCCAGAUGGCCGCACAAUUGCAAUUUAUGAAUAAAGUUUUCAGGGCUGCUGUAUCAUUAAUUUAUCCCCGACAAAAGAAAAAAAAAAACAAAAAAAAAUGACAAUGCAACGAAUCAGGCAAUCUUUCAAAUGGAAAAACAAUGGCGCAUAUUUCACACAGAGAUCUUUCACACUUCAAGUCAUUGAAAUAGGAAAUUGAAAUGAGUUCACACGGUGAUUUCCAUUUUUGAAUGCAGUUUAUUGAAUAUUGAGACAUCGUAACAACAAAAAACCAUGAACUUUUUAUCAAUGUCUUUAUUGUUUCCAAGCAUUUCCUAGUUCAUGAAUUCAAAGUCCGUACCCUAAGCAGCUUUUCGAAGCUAUAAUCGUAAAGGAUAUAGUAAGAAAGGUUAAUUAAAAAGAAAGUCAAACCUGUAAUAAACAAGUCUUCUUUUUAUACAACAAAAUAAUGCAUAUCUAACUUGCAGUAGUAAUAGUCCUCGUCAUUUUUUCUUAAUCGUCGUCAUUGUUUUUCCGUUGAUAGUUUAUAUUACAAGUAGAUAACCCAUAUAUAUCACAUAAUUUGUACACCUUGAAAUGACUCGCCCCUUUCCGCACCACUUCCCUCCCUACCCACCCACCCCAUAAACUCGUUCAUUUCGAAGAGUCUGCCGCAUUUUAUACAAAUAGUAUUUCACGUUACAGGUGAGUGCAAAUCACCGUCAAACCUACGCACAAGCACGAAUGGUACUUGGGAGUUUUUUUUCCUUUUCUUAGCGUAAAAUAUCAUCAAACUUAAAUAAGUACCAUUUAGCAAAUGGUACUUUGCAAGUAUUCAGUGUAAAUCAUCGGUAAAUUCGUGUGAUGGUACUCUUUCUCUCUAUCACAAAACAUUGUCGCCAAAUUAAUACAUUCACUCGCGCAGGAAUGCUGCUACUACACAUCAUACCUAAAUUACAUAAAAUAUAUAUACAGCUCUA